AUGGUUUUGGCAGGCGUGACGGCAGCCAUCACAGCGUCGCUUAGGCGCAAGGCCAACGACGAUGGGGCUGCACGAGAGGUGGUGUCUUCGGGUUCCCUCACACCACGCACCCUCGCGCAUCUGGAGGAAGAGCUGGACGACCCGGAGGCAGGAGACAAGCACGAAGAAAACCGACAACAUCGCUCACAACAUCAGCAGCAGGAGCAGUACGGAGGACCCCACACGACUGCGUCCCAGAUAUGGCUGCUCAACCGCGACGACUCCCACAACCUGUCUUCCUACCGUACUCGGUCGUUCAUUAAGGAGAGCAGCGGGGGGCUCCCUGUCGACGCCCGCUUCGCCUUCAUCGAGUCUCAUGUUGCCAACAUGCUCAUCGGAGGCGUCAUUCUGGCCAACGCCAUCCUCGUGGGAGUGGAGACACAGUUCAGGCGUGACUUCGUGACGGGCAGUGGGAGUGAGGACGGAGUGGACGACCCGACAAGCUUGUUCUGGUCGCCAUGGUUUUGGGCCGACAUGGCCUUCCUGCUCUUCUUCUCUGUCGAGAUCGUCAUUCGCUUCGCCUACUACCGGUGGGGCUUCUUCUUGUCCGCCCUCAACGUCUUCGACCUGCUCCUGCUGGUCUCGUCAUUUAUCGAGCUCAUCAUGAUUCUCAUCAUCGAGGCGCAGGGCGGAGGCGCGUCGUCGCGAGUGAGGUACACGGGCUUCCUGACUGCUUUACGUGUCGCGAGACUAGUCCGGCUAGCACGCAUACUUCGCGUGGUGCGGUUUUUCCGCGAGCUGUAUGUGCUGACUCGCGGCCUUGUCAACGCGUCGAGAGCACUCGUGUGGGUCAGUCUGCUUCUGCUGCUGGUCAUCUACGUUGGUGCUGUCUUCACCACCCGCAACCUUGGUCAGCGAUACGGCGAUGCUGAUGCCGAGUGGCGGACGGACGAGCAGAAGCUUGACGAGUGGUUCGGAAACAUGCUCAGGAGCAUAUUUACGCUCUUCCAGGUCAGUCACACCGACUCAACGAUUGAUGCGAGAGACUCACACCAUCCGACCGAGAUUCAUUCCUUCGUGUCUCGGUGCUGUGGUGCAUAUACAGGUAUUGACGUUGGAAGGCUGGUCUGAGAUUGCUCGCACGUCGAUGAAGUUCGAGGACUGGAGCGGCCUCUUCUUCGUCCUGUUUCUCAUCUUCACCAACAUCUCCCUCCUCAACCUGGUCACGGGUGUCAUUGUCGACAACAUUCUCGAGAUAUCACGUACGUCAAAGGAAGCACAAUGGCGCCUGUGUGCUUGUGUACAUGCCUGUCUGUGUCAUUGCUGCGUCAGGUCACCAUAACGAGACGAAGCACCUUGAGAGGGCGAGCAAGGAGAAGCUGCAGAACAUCGAGCGGCUGCUGCAGAUCUUCAAGCUGGCCGACGUCGACAAGGACCACGAGGUGACACGAGAGGAAUUUCAGCAGGCUCUCACCAAGGACGCUGUUAUACGGGUGUGUGGCGGUGAAUGAACGAACGGCGGGAGAAAGACUGGACAUCAUUUAGUCAUUCAUUCAUUCAUUCAUUUCUUGUCUGCGUGUGCGCAGAAGCUGAAUGCCGAGGACAUAGCUGUGGUGGACGCACAAGACCUGUGGGAAUUCCUCGACCACGAGGGCACAGGCGCGCUCAGAGUGGUAACUGUCACAUAGGACAGAUGCAACAGUCACGUCUCUAUUUGUUUCAUGCCUGCGGCAGAAGGACUUCAUCGAGGGAUGUCUGCGCAUCAAGUCAGGAACAGGCAGUAAUCAAUUGAGUAUGUCAUUCGUGCAUUGUCCCUUUCUUCUCAGGGGGAGCGCCAAGUCAGUGAAGUUGGUUCAGUACGGCCUUCACAAGAUGGCCAAAGGCCUGCACAGGCGCAUAGACUGCCUCGAGAUGGGAUUCAGAUCGGAAAUCGCCAACGUACUACUGGUAAUUGACAGAAGAACCCAGCAAAGCCCUCAACGCUUUUUAUCACCCUCGUCUGUCUGUCUGUCUGUCUUGGUGCAGUCAAUGUCGUCUCACUAUGAAGAGAGGCUCUCCCAGAUCAUGACUGCCGACCACACGGCGCCAGACACCCCGGGCCCCAGUCCAGCGCCCUGGAGCUCCUCCUCACGCAAGCGAACAAAGCAGCACUGCGGCUCUGGAUCGACCCUUGCCGAGCUGUCUGACACGCACCAGCCAGAGGAAGAGGUGGCCAAUCAGCCCACAGGCCAGGGCCCGCAUCCCUCGCCGGAUUUCAGAAGGCGCACGCUGCGUCACCGGGACAUUGAGGGACCUCGCCCACCAAUCGCUGGGAGGGGUGGCGUCGCGAGUUUUGAGAACGUGGCUGAGCUCAUGAGAAGUGCUGCGUCGCAGCUGUCGAUUGCCGACCAGCUCCAAGGCGCCAAGUCGAUGUCGCGAAAGAGGAACAUGGGAUCCUUUGCCUCUGUCGGCUCGUCGGUGUCCACCAAUCUGGCUGCUGACCUGCCAAUGAGGUGAGCGAGUGCAGGUGCGAAUUUCGUGCCGGCACCACUCGACUCAUUGGUCGUGUCUGUUUGUGUAGAUCUCAUUCACUCCGCCCUCAAGCAAACCGGCAGUCGCCCUCGCAGAGCGCGGCGUUUGCGCCGAGGCACCACAGCAUCGCCCCUGCUCGAGGCUCAUCUUUUCGCAGCCAGGGGUCGGUCGAGUCAUACAGCUCGUUCAUCGGGGGCGGCGGAGGCGACCUGCCGUCACGCGUGCCUCUGGUCCUUCCUUCGCCCCCUCACAGCGGCAUGCUACCCGCGGGCCCACCAGGCGACACGCCGCAGAGACCCAGAUCAAAGGAGCCCUCUGAGGCUGAUACGGCCCCGGCCAUGAACAUCCCAGCCCGCACUUCUGUCCCAGGCCGCAGCAUCAGCGAGAAGCCUCAGCAGCCUCAGCAGUCAGGCCGAUCCUGGUUUGGCACUCCACUCCUCGGCAGACGCACCAUGAUGGGGAAGCAGAGCAGCGGCUCUGUCACCAAGAAGCAGGGCAAAAUGGUCCAGAGCCUCUAG
Vitrella brassicaformis is the source of this 3008-nucleotide messenger RNA. The record is from the annotation of a GenBank genome assembly. Lineage: Eukaryota; Vitrellaceae.